GCGGCGGCGACGGCCCGCCGGGCCAAGCGCUAUUCCAGCAGCCCAGGCGGCGCCUGGCCGCACGGCCCGGCCGCCUCGUCGGCGUCGGCGUCGGUCUCGGUCUCGGUUUCGCCCGGCGCCGUGGCCGCGGGCCCGCCGCCACGCGCGCCCGACGAGGGCCACGCCUACUCGAUGCCCUCGGAGCGCCAGGCCUAUGCACACCUACACACCUACGCGUCGCAGGCUGCCGAGAAGUCGCCGCGACACGCGAGCCGCCUUUCGCCCGAGCCCUCUGUCGACCAGACCGCGAGACACACCGUCGCCGCCGCCGUCGCCGGCACCGGCUGGACUCGAGGCGCCGUCAUCCACUCGUCGGGCCACUCGACCGGCUCGUCGGCCAGCUCGUCGGCCUCCAGCACGUCGUGUCCAUCCCUCGGCAAACAGGCAAUCCCCUCCGGCCUGGCGCCUUCCGUCGCCAAGGCUACUCGACCCAACAACUGGCCGCCGGCCUGUCGGCCGCACCAGCCGGCUUGCCCCAGCAACCGCCAGCAGCAGGCGUCGCGCCAUCCGGGCCCGACCGGCUCCGAGUCGACGUCGCCCGCGUCCAGCUUGAGCCCGCCGCUGCUGCCUCUGACGGCGGCCGUCGACAUGAAGCCCAUCUCCACCUGCCGGUCCGAGGAUUCGGGCAUCAGUCUGCUUCGCAACAGCCAGUCGCCGCCCGAGUCCCCGCACGGCCUCUUCUACGACGGUCCCGAGGCCGGGCCUGACGCCGACUCGCUCGACCACUUCUACUACUUGGGCGAGGACUUGGACUCACCAGAAGACAACAUCCAUGACGACGGCGUGGUUGGGGAAGAAGAUGAGGAGGAGGAGGAGGAGGAGGAUGCGUACGAGACGGAAUUCCUUGUACCGCCUCACUGCCCCGAGAAGGACAGUCAAGUGGAGGCAGGGGAGGCGACGGAGAGAGUUAAGACGGAGGAACGGUUCGAGGCGGCAGAAGAGACGGAGGCCGAGCACGAAGGAGAGAUUGAGGAAGAGGAAGAAGAGGAGGAGGAAGGGGAGGAGGAGGAGGGGGAGUAUGAAAGUGGGCGCUCUUCCAGCUACUCUGGCCCCCGAUUUGGGCUUCACCCGAGAGGCUAUCGGCCGGCCGGACUUCGGUUUCAGCAUCGCCUCUUUCGCGGUCUGCCUCACGCGAUGGGUUCUCGCGAACUGGCGCCAGCGCCGGUCCAACCGGCGCCGCCACCGCCCGCCCGAUACCGUCAGCCGUUCAUUUUCCCCUUCGGCCUGCGGUUUCCGCUCAACACCUCCGUUGCCGGCGCCCCGCGAUCAGCUGACCGUGACGCGAUGGCGUCCGCCUCGUCCGCCCUGGCGCACCAGCGAUCGCACUACCUUCUCAGUCCGGUUCCUGUGCCCGGCAACAUGCCUCGCAUGCUCGCCGUCGAGACGGGCCGGUCGUCACGGCAUUGGCCCCAGCGACGCGGCGGCGGCUGCUCUGGCGUCUGUGCGGCCGGUGCUGGGGCCGACGCGCAAGCGGGCUUUGCGUCAAGCCCGGCCAAGGCGGCAACUCGUGCGCCUGCCAGUGCACCCACAGCCACAACCGCGUCUGCACCCGUGCCCAUGGCAUUCGCCGCCGCCGCGUUUAAGUCCGGCCAGCCGACGACAGCCUCAUUGUCGCCGCCCAAGCAGACCUUGACACGACCCAACUCGCUGCGAGUCUCGCCUCGACACCAGUUCGCCCCGGACACUGUUGUCUCGCCUGCGAUUCUCGAUCUCCCCAGCAACCCUAGUGAGGCUGUCCGGCACACUUUUGACUCGGCCAACUCUGCCUGCCCGGCCGAAAAGACCGUCGCCAGUCCCGUAGCCCUGGCCAGUCCUGGCGUCUUGGUGACGUCGACGACGACGUCGACAGCGACCGCUUCUGGCGCCUAUUGCCCGUACGAAGAGAAUCGCUUCCAGAUACUCACCUACGACCAGGUGUUGCGAUUGCACAAUUUCCUGAACGCAGAAAUUCCUGUGCACAGUCGUCUGCCCAUCUUUCCCACCAUCCACAUUAGACUGAGUGAACUGUUCCGCACCGUCAAGGCGAGCCUUCAGAAGGCCGGCAUCCCGGUCAGAGAUAUACGCCUGAACGGUGGGGCGGCAACUUAUGUCAUUGGUGAGUCUGUCUACAAUUUCGCUCCAAUGAUGCCAUACUUUUCAACACAAUCACAAAAAGGUCUUCUCAUCUCGGCCCGACUGUACUGCAGUUUCCGCUUGACCUGGCUCUCGACAACACCACCAACGGACAUCGAACCCGCCUCACAGAGGGCAGACGACCAUUUCAAGGCACUUGCCACAUCACAUUUGCAUGUGGUGGUAUUGCCGAUGAAGCAAACUUGUGCUUACCAUUCUCCAAUCGACCGCACUACUUAUAUUCGUAAAUGA
Molecule: messenger RNA, 2403 nt
Organism: Protopolystoma xenopodis
Lineage: Eukaryota; Metazoa; Platyhelminthes; Monogenea; Polystomatidea; Polystomatidae
Source: the annotation of a GenBank genome assembly